CCCCGCCUCAAAAUGGCGGCGCGCUGGGCGGAGCUCCCGCGGGGGGGGCGGGGCCGAGCGGCGGCAGCAUGGCGGACGAUAAGGACUCGCUGCCCAAGCUGAAGGACCUGGCUCUGCUGAAGGGGCAGCUGGAGAGCCUGCAGCGGCGCGUGGAGGACGAGGUGCACGCCGGCGUGGGGCAGGGCGGCUCGCUGCUGGCCUCCCCGUUCCUGAAGGGUUUCCUGGCCGGGUACCUGGUGGCCAAGCUGCGUUUCUCGGCGGUGCUGGGCUUCGCCGUGGGGACGUGCACCGGCAUCUACGCCGCGCAGAACUACGCCGUGCCCGACGUGGAGAAGACGGUGCGGGACUACCUCAGCUCGCUGCGGAAAGGAGGGGAGUAGCGGGGCUGCCCGGCGCCGAGCGGC
This is a messenger RNA of Phasianus colchicus (ring-necked pheasant), 404 nucleotides long. It is a transcript of the gene SURMIR, whose product is annotated as SLC35A4 uORF mitochondrial inner membrane regulator. The record is from RefSeq and is a predicted model, not a curated record. NCBI's taxonomy places the organism in Eukaryota, Metazoa, Chordata, Aves, Galliformes, Phasianidae.